AUGUUUCUGCUCAUCAUCUUCACCGCCCUCCUCGGCUACGCCCUCUACCAGUACUCGAUCGCCAGAAAAUUGCCUAGUGGCCCACUCCCCUUCCUAUUCCUCGGAAAUCUGCCCCAACUCUACUGGCAUGCGUACUGGAAGGGCAACUUUGCAAAGGCGAUGAGGGAACUGCAGAAGCGGCAUGGCGAUGUUCACACCAUCUGGCUCGGCAUGCAACCAUUCGUCAACAUUUGCACCCUCGAAAAAGCCAAGGAGCUGUUCGUGGCCCAGGGCAAAAGCCAGAUCGGCCGUUUCGUCGCUCAAUUCAUCCAGAUCAACCAGAGAGACGAGACCGGGAAAACCUGGGGAAUCGUGGCCAGCCAUGGCGAAACUUGGACCGAGCAUAGACGAUUCGCGCUGCACACCCUGCGAAACUUUGGCAUGGGAAAGAAUAUCAUGGAGGGCAGGAUUAUCGAAGAACUGGACUACCAGCUCGGAGAGAUGGAAAACGAUAAAAUGAUCAAUGGGGAAAUGUCGGUCGGGGCUUGGCAGUUGACUGAUCUCAUCGUCGGAUCGAUCAUCAAUCGGAUUCUGUUUGGAUAUCGAUUCGAUAAGAAACGCCGCGACCACUUCUUCGCCAUCAAGCACAACAUGGACAGCAUGAUCGAAAAUAUGACGCCGAUCGAUGUGCUGUACGCUCCCUGGUGGAAGAAUGUACCGAUUUUGAAGUGGCGCCACGAGCACAUCCACCACUGCCUCGAUCCGGUUCUCGAUUUCGUCAAGCAGAAUGUUAUGCAGAGAGUGGAGGAAAUCGAAAAUGGAAAACACAUCAUCGAAGAAGAGCCGGAAGACUUUAUGGAUGCCUACUUCUUGGAACAAAAACGUCGAGGGGAUGAUUUGGGCGAAAUGAGUACCCAUGGGUUGAUCAUCGAUCUGCACGAUCUGUGGCUAGCCGGCCAGGAAACAACAAACAUCACCCUCCAAUGGUCCAUUCACCUGAUGAUCCAGCAUCCGGAAAUUAUGAAAAAGUGCCAGGAUGAGCUCUCCCUGGUGACAGCUGGCUCUCAGAACCUGUCGUUUGCCGACCGACCGAACACUCCUUACUUCACGGCGACCUCGAUUGAAGUCCAACGCGUCGCAUCGAUCCUCAACUUCAACCUCUGGAGAACAACACAAGAACCCUGCCAAAUUGCUGGCAACGAUCUUCCCCUCGGGACCCUGACCACAGCCCAAUUGUCUUUGUUGCUCGGCGACCCAGAAGUUUUUGAGCGACCUGAUGAGUUCGACCCGUCCCGCUUCCUGGGUGAAGAGGGGAAGAAACUGGCCGACAAGGUGACACCGUUCGGACUCGGAAAGAGGAGUUGCCCUGGCGAGAGUUUGGCAAGGAAUGAGAUCUAUUUGAUUCUUGGCAAUCUCCUGCUCCGCUACGACAUCUCGGGCUCCCCAAAAAACCCGCCGCGCGGAGAUGCUUCUCCCUACUCCCUCGCCCGAGGCCCCGCCAAAUACGAUAUUGUCAUGAAGACAAGGAAAGCACAGACUUUAGUCUCGUCUCUACCCCGUCGUGGCGCCUUGGCU
Mesorhabditis spiculigera is the source of this 1554-nucleotide messenger RNA. The record is from the annotation of a GenBank genome assembly. Lineage: Eukaryota; Metazoa; Nematoda; Chromadorea; Rhabditida; Rhabditidae.